AUGUCUCCAUCCAUAAUUGAUCGGGACAUGGAAGAGGCAAACGGAGCAGCAGGGGAGAAUGGGCCAAAUCCCGGCGAGCCUCCAAGGUUUCUCUCACGCCGUCGAUGGUCACAAUCCACAGGAAGAAAGAGCGGUUCAAAGAUAGAUCUAAGAAAAGAGCAAGCUCGGAAGCAGGAAGCCAACGACAAUGGCUUGAUGAGGGGUGGGUUGGGUGGUUCCGAUCGGGGAAACGGUUGGGGUCGUGAAGGUGAUAGCAGUCGGUACCUCCGAGUGUUCUUCUUGGGUUCUUUCUCACAUACUUCUUGCAACAAAACAGUAAGGAGGAGGGUGGCUGCAAACGCCGAUCAACGGGGUGUUUGGGAUUGUGCUUCUUCGAUUGGAGGAGGAAUGGUCUCAGUGGGGUUUAGCAGAUCGCGACUUCAGGGGUGUUGCUCCGAUCAGUAA
Messenger RNA from Lactuca virosa, 444 nucleotides. The record is from the annotation of a GenBank genome assembly. Lineage: Eukaryota; Viridiplantae; Streptophyta; Magnoliopsida; Asterales; Asteraceae.